AUGCCCGCGCGCACACGGCACGCGAAAGGCGCAAAGGCGCCGGCCACGGUUGUGACAGAAACCGUGGAACCGGAAGAACAAGAAGAGGAGCAAUCCGAGCAAGAACAAGGCGACGAUUCAUUGCACCAACUCAAGUUCAAACAGACGCUCUCAUGGCGCGCCGGGAAAGCUAUACCAGUUGCAACUUUGCUACAACGUCUCGAGGCAUUGGGUUCGGAAUUGCGAAUGCUGGACCAAGAAGAGACGGACCGAAACUCGUUGACUAAAGUCUCACAAGAGCUUGCCGCAGGGCACUUAUUGGGGCAUAGGGAUAAAGGUGUUCGCGCAUGGACGGCCUGUUGUGUGGUUGAUAUCUUGCGCCUAUGUGCGCCUGAUGCUCCAUUUACCGUGGGUCAGUUAAAGGACAUUUUCACAUUGAUUGUGACGUCGAUAAUACCUGCUCUUGCCGACCCCUCCAAUGCAUAUAACGACCAGCACAUAUACGUUCUUUCGUCAUUGGCAGAUGUCAAAAGUAUUGUACUGCUCACCGACGUCCAUGCACCUGAUACCUUGAUACUUCCACUUUUCUCUUCUUGUUUCGAUAUAGUAUCAGGCUCCUCGAAGGCCUCAACUGGAGAAGACCUAGCGAAGAAUGUUGAAUAUGAUAUGACGCGACUACUCGCCCCAAUUAUUGACGAGGCACCUAGCUUGGCGCCAGAAGUAGUCGAUGUGAUUGUCGCUCAGUUCUUACGCGUGGAUCCUCGAGCCAUAGACCAGUCCCUAGCCACCCCUACCACAAAAGGUAAGAAGGGUGCUACUGGAGUGAUUGAUGCCAAACAAGGCACUCUACUAUUAAAGGACUACCCACCAGCUUAUAACAUGGCAAAAGCGAUCUGUAAUGCUUGCCCGGAGAAGUUGACAAGCUAUAUCAGUCAGUACUUUAAUAACGUUAUCCUGGACGCUUCGGGGCCUUCAGGCAUGAAUGGGCUGAAACACCGUCGAAAUAGCUUAGACGACUCAGAAGACGAGGGUGAGAAUAUCAAAGAUCUCAACAAAGCCCACAGGCUAAUACGAGAGCUAUGGCGCGCUUGUCCUGAUGUGUUGCAAAAUGUGAUUCCACAACUGGAAGCUGAGUUAUCUGCUGAUUCAAUUUCCCUCCGUCUACUCGCAACUCAAACUAUCGGAGAUCUAGCAGCGGGUAUCGGUGUGGCAGGCCCGCCUCCAGAUCCAUCCAUGGACCCUGCUGCUUACCCCCAAUAUUCGUUAACUAAUGACACGGAGUCUAUCUCCCCAACCAAUGCUCUCCUAAACCCUCUCUCGCCUAAACCAUUCUCACAAGCGCAUUCCUCCGCCUACGAAAGCUUCCUUUCCCGCCGCCAGGAUAAGUCUGCAUCUGUACGAGCUUCGUGGGCAACCGCAGUUGGGAGGAUACUGCUCACCUCGGCAGGAGGUACUGGAUUGAAUGCUGCUGAAGAAAAGAGUUUGGUCGGUGGACUUACCAAGGUGCUUGGAGAUGCUGACGAGAAAGUUCGAAUCGCGGCGGUAGAGGUCAUUGCAAAAUUUGGCUACAAAGAUGUCAUUAAGAAACUUGGGGCUGAUGGCGGGCUCUCAGAACCUGAAUCCCUUCUUUCGGUCCUAGCAGAGCGAGUCAAGGAUAGAAAACACGCAGUGCGUGAACAAGCAAUGACUGUACUAGGCAGGAUGUGGGCAGUAGCAUCCGGAGAUAUUGAGGCAAACAACGAUGAGGUUGUAACCGUCUUGAGGGACGCGCCUUCAAAAAUUUUCGAUGCCUACUAUACAAACAACCUUGAUCUUCAAGUACUUCUUGACCAUGUGAUUUUCGAGGUGCUUUUACCCUUAACUUACCCUCCGGUUAAAACGAAAGCGGGCAAGGGGGAAUCACGGAGGACUAAGACGUUGAAGGACAGCCAAGGGAACGAAAUUGACGCAGAUGAUAUUCGUGCCCGUCGAAUACUCACGUUGGUCAAAGGACUAGAUGAGAAAUCCAAGAACGUAUUUUUCGCAUUCCAAACUCGACAGCUGAAGAUGAGGACCUUUAUAACCUUUUACUUGGACGCAUGCGAGGAGCACAACGGUGGUGUUAUAAACAAAAAUGAAGAGGCUGUUAAAAUUAAGCUCACGAGGGUCAUUGAUAACCUCUCGAAAAUGCUCCCAGAAUCUUCACGAGCAUCUGCAGACCUGUGGAAGUUUGCAAAGAUGCACGACAGGCGCGGCUAUCAGCUUAUCCGGUUUGCCAUGGCUGCUGCGAGCGAUUAUCGUACUGUGGCGAGGGCAAUAAGAGAGCUGUCAAACCGCAUUACCUCUAGUACAUCGGCGACUACAACCAUGCUCGAAACCCUGAUCCCUCUGAUAUAUCGCAGCAGUUCCCUGAUUUUCAACAGAAGCCAUAUACCUCGGAUCAUGAAAAUAUCAAGGACGGAUGAACAUGGGCUGGGUAAUACAGCACACGAGAUUUUACGCGAAACGUCCUCACAAAACCCAGAGGUGCUAGAAACACACGUUCAGGAAAUGUGUAAAGAUUUAGAGUCACAGGCACCCAGCGCGAAAGACAGUGACGAUCCAGGCGUAGAAGAAAUUCUCAAGGCCUGUGCUGGAUUUGCCAAAAAGUUGCCAGCAAAGCUUCCCACCCAUAAACAAUUCCAGGUCGCCUUGACGAACUACGCGCUAUAUAGCUCUUCUCCCGUGGCUGCAAAGUGUGCGGUUUCUAUAAUUAUGGCAACCGCGGACAAGAGAGAAAUGUACGCACGGGAUUUGGUCAAGAGGAGCGUGCAGAAGUUCAGUUACGGGUCAGACCAUUUCCUCACGAAAUUAGCGGCUCUCUCCCAACUCACCCUCCUCGCCUCUAAAGAGGCUGAUAAGGAGGAGGAUGCUAUCCUGAAUAUUGCCACUGAACAGAUCUUAUUCAAGAACCGUGACCCAAAAGCAAAAUCUGGGUAUUCCUGGUCAGAAGAGGUUGAUGAAGAGCUGUUAGCGAAAGAAUGGGCCCUCAAAAUCCUUGUGAAUCGCGUUCGUUCUAGGGAACAUUCUGAUGAUGACGAGGAGUUCAGGCAGUACGCAGAUUCCGUUUAUGCCAUUCUUAACACUCUCAUCGAGAAACAAGGAGAGCUCUCAAAGACUGGAGAUACUCCGCCUGCACAAAAGUCCAGGCUUCGGUUGCUGGCUGCCAAACUAGUUGUUAAACUAUGUGCAUCGAAGACAGCCUGUGACCGCAUGUUUACUCCUCAGAAUUUCAAUACCAUUGCUCUUGUGACCCAAGAUCCUCUACUCGAAGUGAGACGAGGGUUCGUUGGGCAAGUCAAAAAGCGACUUGUACAAACGCCGAAUCUCAACCCUCGGUGGUACAUCAUUGCGUUUCUUGUCGCGUUUGAACCCAAUGCCAACCUCUAUGAAAGCACCCUUACGUGGCUCCGAUCACGAAGCUCCUUUUUCUCCCGCCGCCCUGGCGGUUCCCUAGGGCAAGAUAACCAAACGACGAUGGAGGCUCUCUUUGCUCGUCUUCUCUCCCUUCUCGCUCACCACCCUGACUAUCCACCUGAAUCGUCCGAUGAAGCUAGCACGGUGGAUGAUCUGGUUGAUUUCACUCGAUACAUCCUCUUCUACCUCUCCGCAGUCGCUAACGAAAAUAACCUCUCAUUAAUAUUCCACAUCGCACAACGUGUCAAGCAAACACAGGACGCAAUUUCGGAUGCAGAGUUAACCUCGACCAUGUCGGCCCGACUACACACGCUUUCAGACCUAGCGCAAGCUACGAUCCGGCGGUUUGCAGAAUUCUAUUCUCAACAACACAAAAUUGGUGGAAGUGGAGGCAGCGGAGUUGCCAACAUUCUUCAGACAUUCCCUGGUAAAAUGCGGCUGCCUGUCAGUCUCUUUGCAAAUAUCGCAAGUCACCAAGAGGCUCAAUCAAUAGCUGAGAAAAAUUUCCUACCGGAAGAGGUCGAGGACAAGUUAGAUCGAGUUGUACGAAGGUUCAUGAAACCGAAAGCUACUGCCACAAGCCUUCACACAUCCGCGGUAGCGGGGAAGAAGCGAAAGAUCGAAUCUAAGCCUAGUAAGCAAAAGGCUGGCGAUGACGAUAAUGAUGCAUAUGGAAAUGGUGGGUCUUCAAAAAAGCCACGAAAGGAGAAAAAAUCAACUUCUCGAACCGUUCCGAUUCGCAAGAGGGUAACGGCAAGCGGUGAGGCCUCAAAGGAGCCCGGACGCAAGAAAAAGAAGGGCGAAGACGCGUGGGGCUCCGACGAUGGUGAUGAGGAUCGCUCCUCGCCUGCGGCUAGACGGAGGAGUGGUCGCGGUACAAAGAUACACGUCAGCUAUGUCGAAGGUGACAGUGAUGAGGAUGACAGGGCUAUGCUAGCGUGGGACGAAAGAGCAACAAAGGGGAAAAAGAAAUCAGAAGUUAUUGCGGAUUCGGACGAGGAAGACGAUAAUGACAGUGCCAGGGAGGAAGAGGACGAUGACGAAGAGCAGGAUAGCAAACUUCCUCCCCAAAAGCAGCAGCACACAGAGGCCAUCGAAGAUACUGAUAUGAGUGAUGUACCUCAAGAUUUAUCCACUCCGGCUGUAUCCUCAUCUCCACCCCCUGAACCAUCUUCACCAGUUGCUGAAACCCCAAAACCAAAACGAGGCCGGCCAGCGAAAUCCGCAUCCAAACCUCUAAAGAAACAGCCAGGCAGGCCGACAAGAAAGAGCGCUCGGGGUUAA
This is a messenger RNA of Arthroderma uncinatum, 4698 nucleotides long. Its product is annotated as bimD. Gene Ontology annotation, biological process: mitotic sister chromatid cohesion; DNA repair. Bases 1 to 4698 code for a protein of 1565 amino acids. NCBI's taxonomy places the organism in Eukaryota, Fungi, Ascomycota, Eurotiomycetes, Onygenales, Arthrodermataceae. The transcript has 3 exons. The record is from RefSeq and is a predicted model, not a curated record. Gene Ontology annotation, cellular component: chromatin; nucleus.